Messenger RNA from Condylostylus longicornis, 636 nucleotides. It is a transcript of the gene mRpS24, whose product is annotated as 28S ribosomal protein S24, mitochondrial. The transcript has 4 exons. Bases 86 to 583 code for a protein of 165 amino acids. Gene Ontology annotation, cellular component: mitochondrion. Lineage: Eukaryota; Metazoa; Arthropoda; Insecta; Diptera; Dolichopodidae. The record is from RefSeq and is a predicted model, not a curated record. Gene Ontology annotation, biological process: translation.
AUUGUGAAGUUUAGUUUGUUUAUUUUUGGUUAUGCUAUUAUGAAAAGAAAAUUCGUGUAGUUGAAAAGGAAUUAAUAAAUCUAAAAUGACUAUGAUAGGAAGUGUAACAAAAAUAAUGCCGGAGAUUCGAGCUAUUUUCACAAAAAGAUGGAUUCAUAUAACCCCUGUUUUAGAGAGGGUUCAAUCUGGAAGAUACAGAAUUACUCCGAAGAAAGAUCGACCACUUACAUAUGAAAUGGCCAAUCCUCCUGAUACUAUAGCUCAUGUAAAGUCGUGGAACUCUUGGAAUACCUCAACGCUUGAGGGCGGUUUACGUCCUUCAGAAACUGCUAUUGAAGAUAUAUUUAUACGAAAAUUCAUAACUGGAACUUUUCAUGCUUUAGUUUGCUCAGAAAUUAUAAUUAAAAGGCAACACAAUCAUAUAAGAAUAGCAGCUCUAUUAAAAAGAUCUAUUACUCCACGGAAAAUGUAUUUUUUAAUUGGUUACACAGAAGAACUUCUUUCAUAUUGGCUGCAGUGUCCAAUAACCUUAGAACUUCAAACUGUUGCAGAUAGAAAAGAUGUCAUAUUUAAAUAUAUAUAAAUUAGUUAUUAUGUAUUUGAUUAAUUAUUAAUAAUAAUUUUGAAUAAUUUAAA